AUAAAAACCCCUGCAGGUUGCCACACAAACCAGAAUAUCUCUUUGCCUCUCUGUGUGCUGCGGUAGCUCACAAGCGUACUUUAUCAAACGCAGUGAGUUUCUUUGUUGUAGUCAUAGUCGAUAUUGUAUGCUGGUUGCUUGUAUCUGAUACUAUUUGAAGCAGCAUGAGACCCCAGCGACAUUCGAGCGGCGACUCUUGUAUGAGCGUCGACAGCGAGACGGAGAACGUCCAAGGCCCAGAAAUCUUCGAUGAAGUUGAAGAACAGGUUGACUUUGGGAUGUUGUUUGAUGUUGACGGUGUUAUCGGCAGGGGGAGUUACUGCCUGGACGCCUCCAAGAAGAUGAUCCGGCUCCUUCAGGAUGAGAACGGUGCCAUGAAGGUUCCUAUCGCAUUUGUCACCAAUGCCUGCAGCCCCAGCAGCAAGAAGGCCAAAUUGAUCUCAGAAUGGCUGGGAAUUGAGGUGCUACCAGAACAGGUAAUGCAUGCGCAGAGCCCAUUGGCAGUGUUCAAUAAAUAUCAUGACAAACAUGUGCUGGUCAUCGGUCAGGGACCUUUGCAGGAGAUGGCCCAAGAUCUUGGUUUCACCAAUAUUUGUACAAUGGAGGAUAUAAAAGAACAUUUCCCACUCCUGGAUAUGGUGGAUCAUGCUAAUAGGGUCAAAGUGGCCACAAAUGGUUACAAAGAAAAAGAGUUCCCCAGAGUUGAAGCCAUCGUCACAUUUGGAGAGCCUAACAGAUGGGAGACUAACCUCCAGCUCCUAAUUGACCUCUUAUUGACCAAUGGCUACCCAAAGAUUGCCCCAGAGGGGUUCCCUGACCACCACCUGCCUAUCCUAGCAUGUAACAUGGACUUGGUGUUCAUGGCAGAGGCAUGUAUGCCCAGGUUUGGCAAUGGUUCUUUCCUUAUCUGCCUGGAAAGCUUAUACAAGAAGAUCACAGGUCGAGAUCUCAAGUACAGCGCUCUGGUGGGGAAACCCAGUGAGAUCACAUUCCGUUAUGCAGAGCACUGUCUCACCAACCAGGCACGCAGAAUGGGAAUUACAAAACCAAUUAAAAAGCUUUAUUUCUUUGGUGACAACCCAGAGGUUGACAUAGUUGGCGCUAAUCUCUAUGACAGGUACAUAAAAAGUCUCCGAGACAACGGAAACUCCGAGACAUGCACAACCAUACCUAUCAACUCCCGCAAGAUCCCAGAGGAGGCGGAAUUCCAUGACCAAUCAGUUGAGAGCAUUGACGCCAUCUUGGUUGAGACAGGGGUAUACAACCCCGCCACUACGAACCUUGAGGAAAACAGCAUUUACCAUCAUGGACACCGGGACUUUGAGAAAGAUACAAAACUUAAGAUGCCAUCUAAAUUUGCCAGAGACGUUUAUGAUGGCGUUGUUUAUGCCUUACAAAAGGAAGGAUUUAAAUGCCAAGUUACUGGUUAAAAUCAUUUACAAAGUAUUUGUAAAAUGACUCCAUGUGCUUGUGAUGCAUGUAAUAUGCCACCUUUGGCCUUGCUGCCAAAAUAUUGAGAUUGGGUAUUUCAUUAUUUAUUCCAGAAAAGUGCACUUACUAUAAAACUACUAAAACUGGCCAUGGGCAAAGUGUAUAAAUAACUGAAUACAAGUCAGUAAGUCCUGGUACAUGUAGUUCUAUGUGAGUACCUUGAAAUUGCAUUGUGAAACAAUGAUGUAUCAUGUGUGGAACAUGUAAGGUAUUUAGAGUUUGUGCACGUUACAUUUAUCCCAUGGUACCUUGACUGGAGAUGUAUGUAAAAGAUAGAAACCUAGCAGUUUAUGACUCAAUAUUAGGUUUGAAGUUGAUAAAUGGUGAACUAUGCACUUUUUGAUGGGCUCCGUUUUGUUACAUUACUUAAGCAAGCAGGUCUUGCUAUUUUUGUUGCUAUGACAAAAUCUUCGGCAGAUUGCAAGUGCACUGUAAAAAUACAUUUUAAACAAAUUUGAAUUCCAAGGCCAAAAGCAAGGAAGUGUUAAGUUUUUUAGUACAGAGUUGUUUUUUAUAUCAUAUGUGAGUUGUGUACAUAUAUGAGUUGUAUGUUUCUUUUCAGAUAUGUUUUAUGAUGGUAGUAAGCAACAGCAAAGUGCCCGACCUUCGAAAGUAAAUAUUUAUAUUUAGGGACUAGUACAUACUAUAACAAAAUCUGAAGAGUUCAGAGUUUACAAGGGGCAUAAAUUUGAAUUACUACAUUAUAGUAGUAUAUACACGUAGUAUCAACUAGUAACAUUUAUUGCUAAAAAUAAUAAAAGAGUAUUGUGGUCUGGCAGAUAUUAAUUUCAUCUUGUGCAAGAUCUGUGUUUUUGAAUAAAAUGAUCUCAAGUUGAAAAUUUA
Molecule: messenger RNA, 2334 nt
Organism: Lingula anatina
Lineage: Eukaryota; Metazoa; Brachiopoda; Lingulata; Lingulida; Lingulidae
Product: haloacid dehalogenase-like hydrolase domain-containing 5
Biological process (GO): glycerophospholipid biosynthetic process
Cellular component (GO): mitochondrion
Source: RefSeq, a predicted model, not a curated record